Metarhizium album ARSEF 1941 is the source of this 669-nucleotide messenger RNA. Its product is annotated as Thioredoxin-like fold protein. NCBI's taxonomy places the organism in Eukaryota, Fungi, Ascomycota, Sordariomycetes, Hypocreales, Clavicipitaceae. Gene Ontology annotation, molecular function: oxidoreductase activity. The record is from RefSeq and is a predicted model, not a curated record. The coding region runs from base 1 to 669 and encodes 222 amino acids. The transcript is spliced from 3 exons.
AUGUACGAAUCGCAAGUGUCAUUCGCCCUCGACACUAUCUGCCCGUGGACAUACCUAGCAAAGAAGAGACUGGAAGAAGCCCUCGCCCGAGUGCGAGCAACCUCCCCCCCGGUAUCAUUCGCCCUCCGCUUCGAACCAUUCCAGCUCUUCCCCGACUUCCCCGACACCAGCGACAAGCAAGCCUGGUACCUCCACGAGAAGCACUCCGACAACGAGGCCGCCCAGCAGGCGUACCAGUCCCACAUGACGUCCCUCCUGGAGCCGCACGGCGUGAAGCUCAACUUCGCGGGCGAAAUGGGCAACACCCUCCACGCCCACCGCGUGAUUCAGCAAAUCCAGCAGGAAAAGGGCACCGACGCCGCCAGCCGCCUGGUACAAGGACUGUACAGGCGAUACUUUGAGGAGGCCAAGCACCCGUCGCGCGACGACACGCUGGUGGAGGCGUGUGUGGAGGCGGGCGUGGGGGAGGCCGAGGCGAGGGAGCUCGUGCAGGACAAGGAGACGGGUCUGGCAGACGUGAGCGCAAGGUUGAGGCAGGUCGCGAUGGACGUGGACGCGGUGCCCGUGGUCGUGGUGGAGGGCAAAAGGAGGGACAUCACGCUGACGGGGGCCAAGGACGUCAAGGAUUACGUCAAAGCCCUGGAGACGGUGAUCAAGGAGAGCGGCUGA